Molecule: messenger RNA, 1522 nt
Organism: Stomoxys calcitrans (stable fly)
Lineage: Eukaryota; Metazoa; Arthropoda; Insecta; Diptera; Muscidae
Gene: Gorab
Product: RAB6-interacting golgin
Exons: 4
Coding region: 180-1265 (361 amino acids)
Biological process (GO): non-motile cilium assembly
Source: RefSeq, a predicted model, not a curated record
AAAGAUCUAUGUGGCAACCCUUUUUGAUGAUGUAGGCAUCUGACAUUUACAAUUAGAAUAUUAAUCUCUCUUUGAUCUUCAAAAUUUUUGUUUGUUUUUUAAUUAUAUUUGGGCAAAGUAUUUUUAUUUUGGUGUGAACGAAUGGUUACGAAUUAGGUUAAUAAAUUUCUGUUUGCACAAUGUCCGAAAAAUUCAGUGGUUUUAGUCAGGAUGAAAUAAAUCGGGUUUCCGGUCAGAAGAAUAACAAAAACUUGCCAAUAGAUAAGAAUAUGAGACCAGCAACAUUUCGUGGACACGGUGGCAUUAGACGUAUGCCAGACAAAGGUGAGAGCCACCGUUCGAGUCAACAAAAAAUGCAGUCCAACCCCUUAGUUCCAAACAAAAACAAGAUGUUAACAGACAAAUUGCAAAGUAUGGACACAAAUGAUUCUAUGGAAGACAUCAACUUUGAUGGUGGCUUGUCCAAAUCCAUAGAGGAGGCACUUUUCUUUCAACCACAGAAGAAAACGUAUCGACAGCAAUCGACGGAAAAAUCAAAUUCAACUACAACUACAUCUUCUAACACUAACGCAGAAUUACCAACAUCGCGCCAGAAUACCAUCGGUUCUCAGCAAAGUGCACAUCAACAACAGCAAUCAUCUAACGAUUCCUCUUUACUGAAAUUAAAUAUAGAUGCUGAUAGUCAAAUAACUUCAACAUGUUCCAGCAGCAUGGAUGAUGACGACUCAUCCAUUUUGCCGUCAUCAAUCGGCGACAAAACUCCCACACCUUUUGUUCCCCCCAGUUCAUUACAAGUACAAUCCCCAUUUAGAGGAAUAUCAUUAAAAGACUUUGAAACUCACCGAAAAAUGAUCGAAGAGCAGAAUCGUCAGAAAAAAGAUUUACUGUAUAAAGUUAUUGAACAACAUUCACAAAAAACCGCUGCUGAAACACGAAAAAUCGAAGAAAUUAAAGCCGAGCUUUCUAAAUUGGACAAUGAUUUAGCGGUGGAUGUGGCAGUUUUGAGAAAACAAAUCGAAAGUGCUUGCAUUCAUUUUGCAAACAUAGAGAAAAAUUACUUAAAAAUCGAAGCUCAAUUUCUAAAAGCCAAAAUAGAACUUCAUAAUGCUGCUGAAAAGAAAGAACUGCUUACCGAACAUCUAUGCACAGUAAUUGCCCAUAAUGAAGAUCGAAAGGCGCAAAAACUUACUGAACUAAUGGAAAAGGUUGGACUGGCUGCCGCUCAUAACGGAGACUAUGAACCCCCAAGUUCAACUUCUAAAUGAGAAGUUUUAUCUUUCUCAACUCAAAGUAGAUUUAAUUUAAUAAGCAAAGCAAAUAUAUUUUAUAAUGUUGUAAUAACUUUUGUAUGUACAAAUAAGUAUUAAUUAAUUAAAAUGUAGCCUUUAUAGUGUGUGUAAAUUUGUAAAAGCUCUCUGAAACUCAAUUCUUUAUAGUUAUAUAUUUAUGUACUUGCCUCUUAAAAAUUGUAAACUACGAACAAAAAAUUUAUUAAAUAUAUAUGUAUGUUUCGUUGAAAUAA